AUGACAGUAAAUGCUUACAAUCAACAAAUAGAUGAUGAGGUUCCAAAUUGGUCCUCGAGAUCAUUACCUGAAAGAGUUACGAUUACUGGGAAGACAUGUAUCCUUGAACCACUUGAUUUAGAAAAGCAUAGUAAGGAUCUUCUGGAUGCCUUCAAUUUGAUGGAAGACGAUAGGACUUGGACAUAUCAACCAUUCGGUCCAUUCACUGAUCUACAGGAGUACAAGAAUGCUUGGUCUACUUUACAAGAAGGUACUCAGGAUAUACAUUUUGCUGUUAUUGAUAUUAAUACAAAAAAACCAGUUGGUCAACUUGCUAUAAAGCAUCCAGAUCACAUAAAUGGUAUCGCUGAGGCAGGUUACGUUACAUUUUCUCCAUUGUUACAACGGACAAGGAUGUCUACAGAGGCCCACUAUCUUUUAGCUCGUUAUAUCUUUGAUACUUUAAAAUAUAGAAGAUAUCAAUGGCAAUGUUUCGUUCAUAAUGUUCCCUCUCGUGUAGCUGCAGAAAGAUUAGGUUUCCAAUUUGAAGGUACUUUAAGACAAACUGCUGUGAUCAAAGGUAGAAAUAAGUCUGCUCAUUGGUUUUCCAUUAUUGAUUCCGAAUGGGAUAUUUGUCGCGAAGCUAUGGAAAAGUGGUUGGAUGACUCGAACUUUGAUGAAGAUGGUAGACAAAAAUUUCGUCUACAAGAGAUUAGAGAGUCACUUUUGGCUUAA
Molecule: messenger RNA, 714 nt
Organism: Maudiozyma barnettii
Lineage: Eukaryota; Fungi; Ascomycota; Saccharomycetes; Saccharomycetales; Saccharomycetaceae
Product: GNAT family N-acetyltransferase
Exons: 1
Coding region: 1-714 (237 amino acids)
Molecular function (GO): protein N-terminal-serine acetyltransferase activity; protein-N-terminal-alanine acetyltransferase activity
Source: RefSeq, a predicted model, not a curated record